CACAUACCUCAAAAGAUCUAGGAAAUCUACCUUCCACCGACAAGCUUCCAUUUCCAAUUCUCGCCUGAAGAGCACCGGACCCCGCUGAGCACGAUGUCUGCCUCCGUGUGCACCACCCGCACUUGCCGCGCGAACGUCUUCAGCAGCCGUCGCAGCGUCCGCGUUAUGGCGACGCGCACCACUUACAAGAUCAGCCUGACGCAUGAAGGCAAGCAGGUGGAUCUGGCCGUGCCUGAGGGCGAGUCCAUCCUAAGCGUGGCCCUGGACAAGGGUCUGGACCUCCCCCACGACUGCAAGCUGGGCGUGUGCAUGACCUGCCCUGCCAAGCUGGUUUCGGGCACUGUGGAUGCGUCUGGCUCCAUGCUGUCUGAUGACGUGGCGGAGAAGGGCUACACGCUGCUGUGCGUGGCCGUGCCCAAGUCCGACUGCCAGGUCAAGACCAUUUCCGAGGAUGAGCUGCUGGACAUGCAGCUGAUGACCAGCCAGUAAGCGACAGAGGCAGCGGCAAGUGGACGAUGAUGGCGACAUGACUUCAGGGCGCUGACGCCAACUGAGCUGCUUUGGGGCAGUUCAAUCUCGAGGGGAUGAGCGCUGACUAUUCACCGAAAAGGCGUGUGACUGGAGCAGAUGACCGGAUGAGGACAGCAGCAAGAGGAGGCUUAGCAAGAAGGGCUGCUUUCUACAGGCGCGUUGGUAGCUGGCAGAGGCCGCCGCACUGGCUGGGGUUUGCCAUGCAGCGUGCGGUGUGUGGUAUUGAUGUUCCGUACUGUGCGGGAGGACUGCGUUGGUGGUGCUGCGACGCGGCGCGUGUCUGGGGCAAUGCCUACCCAAGGCAGCCCAGAUUGUAUUUGUAGUGAGGGACCGGGGAGAUAGCGCAGGCCCGGUUGAAUUGCGUCGAUGGGCCAUGUGCAAGGUGAUGCACCGCAGCAAGGGCUGGGCUGUGUGCUCAGCAAACAGGGCAUACGAACCCACCCCACCCCACCACGCCCAGGGUGCACGCUGCGUAGCGCGUACCAAUCUUUGAUGCAUUGCUGCUUUAGCGUCGACAUGCAUACGUUGACGCUUUACAGUCAAGAGCGGGCCGCAAGGGCCAUUGGGGAAAGGCCGCUGGAUGUAAAUCCGCAGAGCAAGCAGGUACUGACACCAGGAAGUCGAGUUGCAAAGCCACGGGUGGGGUAUGGGAACCACUGUGGCGCGAUAAAUCGUGAAGGGCCUGCAUGUGGGCGGAACGCCCCAAGAUUCAGACGGGAUGAGGGGCACGGCGGUGGCGCUGGUAAGUCACCAACACGCCCAGUGUUCCGGCCAGUUGUCAUUGCCUGCUAUCCCUGUUCGAGACAGGGCUGGGUAGGGCUGGGCCUUAACUUAUCGGAGAUGCUUUAUAGAAACGCAAUGCGCACGAUGCCUCUCCUUAACGUCCUUUGAAACAAGCAGUCUCCCGCUUCACGUCCGUUGACGCGCUGGUGGAGAUGCUGCUCGGGCACAAGCGACCUGCAUCGCUGCAGACUGGCGGCGGCGGCAGCAGCAGCGGGGGCGCGUGCGCGCAUCUUGGUAGCGGAGGGGGCGGGAAAGGCCACGUGGAGGAGGAGAGCGCAGCGCCGCCCAAGAGCGGCGCAAGCGCGCAGGCUGAGAAGCCGGCUGGUGUCUAGGUAGCGGUCCGCGGUGAGGCUGUCAGGGCAUACGUAGCGGCAUGACAAGAACGGCUGUUGACAACUGCGCUGCGCCUGGCUGCAGUUGGCUCUGCUGAGGCAUCGCGAUUGCUAGGCACCUGGUUUGGCUAUGUGCCUGUGGGAACCCGGCUAUGUCCGGGUGAUGAGGUUGUUCGGCCUCAGACUGUGGAGGGGCUCAGCUCCUUUUCCCGUGACCGGGGAACACUUGUCGGGUGUGGGAUAGGAUACUGCU
Chlamydomonas reinhardtii is the source of this 1899-nucleotide messenger RNA. RefSeq lists its product as uncharacterized. Bases 94 to 489 code for a protein of 131 amino acids. Gene Ontology annotation, molecular function: 2 iron, 2 sulfur cluster binding; electron transfer activity. NCBI's taxonomy places the organism in Eukaryota, Viridiplantae, Chlorophyta, Chlorophyceae, Chlamydomonadales, Chlamydomonadaceae. Gene Ontology annotation, biological process: electron transport chain. The record is from RefSeq and is a predicted model, not a curated record. The transcript is spliced from 4 exons.